UGGUGACAGGUCCAUCUGGGCACGCCUGUUGUCAAAAACAAACAGACGCCGUACAUAGCGAGGGUCAAGGUCAAAGCUGGGACCGUCCCUCCUAGAUGAGACAGUCAAAGCUCAGCCAGACGUCUCAGGGGGCUUCAGAGGGACCUGAUGUACAUGGACUAAGGACUCACUGUGCACAUCAUCAGAUAGGGAACGUCAAAUUAUUCGUACUAUUCGGAGCCUGCUGGUCUACUCUAACAACACCAGACCAGUACGAGUCAGUUCACCAAGAGACCCUGGAGGAGAAUGGCUCUCCAGCAGAGGGCAGUGUAAAACCAAGAGCAUCUCCCAUCCCGUCAGGUCCUCGAACAGUCUGUGCUGUCAGGAUCACGCCCCUGAAAACCAUGAAAGGCUCUCCUGACCUGAUUCCUGCCGCAGAUCUGGACCCCAGCAGAGUGUGCAAAGGAAAAGGCGUCGUGACUCUAAGGGCCACCCUCGUCCACAUAGAUGAUGAGGGCUGCAUCAGUGAAGAGCCAAACGUCAUCACAGCGCCAAGUGGCUGGACGAGCCAGAUUAAUGGAGACAGCUCUAAAGCAGGAUUGGCUGAGGGAGGCAGCAACAUCACAGCUGAUUUACCUCCUGUAAACAUCACUCAGUGCCAGGUCAAUUCACCAGAAAGCAUAAAGGAAAACCAGGGUCCAUCCUCCACUGACAUUCAGAACUCUAUCACCUCGUCCUCCAGCUCUGUCUAUCCCUGCACUAGCACAGGUCACCCCACCAUAGUCCUGCUGCAACACAACAGAGAGCAGCAAAAGCAUCUUUUUCAUUUAGAAGACCCAACCCCAGAAAGAGACAAAAGCCCUGAUCCUGGGAGGGACACAGUCAGUCCAGUCCCUGAUAUGGACGGGAAAAGACUGCGACUAUCACUGCACUCCCCUGUCCUCAGUCCUCUCAACAAGCCCAUUGUGCCUGUACGGAACACUGAAAAGUCCAAAGACUGGUAUAAGACGAUGUUCAAACAGAUACACAGAAUACCUGAGCCUAUUGAGGAAAACCCUUACCGCCCCACCUACAUUUUCCCUGAGAACUUUGACAUUCAGAUGAAAUCAAAAGAUGAUGGUCCCAGCCCCUUUGGUUACUUGGAAGAUGUGAAAGCGGUCCCGCGCUCAAAAAGCGACGCCGAGGUCAAUACAAGAGGCCGGUCGAUGCCGGUGCCAGCACGGUCCUCUUCCCUCAAACCCUCUGCCAAACGGAACGAGUGGGAGCCCCCGGAUAAAAAGGUAGACACCAGGAAGUACCGCGCCGAGCCCAAGAGCAUCUUUGAAUAUGAGCCGGGGAAAUCGUCGGUGCUGAAGCUGGAGAGAACGACUCAGGAUGUAAGUCCAGAAGAUGUAGAUUUAGAGAAUGAGCCUUGGUAUAAAUUCUUUUCAGAGAUGGAGUUUGACAAAGCGAGUGCCCCCUCUUUCAGCCCCCUGGAAACAGCCUCCGACCUGCAGCAGUACUCCUCGAGCAAGUCUGGACACAGCGAGGUGGAGAAGGACAGAGGAUCGUCCACAAGCGAGCCUGCGGCUCCAGAGUGCGACCGUCAUGUAUACAAGAGUGUCCUGGAGGGCGGCGACAUUCCCUUACAAGGUCUACGGGCCUUAAACAAGCGCCACAGCAGCUCUUCCUCCUCUAAAGUGGAUUAUAAAGGUGGGAAUGGCUAUAUAAUUUCACCCUGCUCCUCUGUAAAUAGUCGAUCGGUUCUUGCCAGUAAUGCAAUAGGUAACCAGUUUAAGAGUAAGAAGCCUCUUUCUGCUGCCAAAGCCUGCAUACCUCAAAUCCUGCCUUCUAAAUUCAAGCCCAAGCUGCUGCCGCCCAGUGGUGACAGUCAGGAGAGCAGAACUAAUGCUGUCAGGCACCCAAAGGCCCACAGCUGUGAGGAUUUGUACACAGGGCCAUGUGACACAGACUUUGCUGGAGCAGAGGAAAGGGAGAGUGGGCAAUAUUCAGACUCAAAGUCUACCUGUGGCAGCGGGUGUGCGGAUGGCCUCGGGAAUGUUUCCCCUGCAAUUAGGAGGAGCACAUCUGAGUUUUCCAGCCUCUACAGGACCAUGCAUCACAUCCAGCGGCCCAGCUCAGCCGGCUGCAGCCCCCACGGCAGCGUCCGGAGCCUGGCCUCCCUUUUUGAGAAGGCAAAGGCAGAGGGGGGUGAAAGGUCAGAAGCAGAUGACGGGGGUAACAUUCCACGGGAUGCGGUGUUGUCACGUGUGAGCGAGUUUGAAAUGAUCAUCCAGCGGUCCAGCUCAGUGCCCAGCCGCUCAUCCUCCCUGCCCACCCUGCACUCCAGCCACAGCCAUAGCCCCGACCACAUCCCCGCCCACCUCUACAUGGCGUCUGCGGUGUCGGCGGAGUCCCUUCUGGUAGCCGAUGCCACCCAGACGGAUGCCUCCUCCCGAGUGGAGACAGAGGGCAAGAGCUCCGAGGAGGAGGCCUUGUCACCAAGCAGUGUGGCGGUGGAGGAGGCUGCUUCCUCCUCAGAGGAGGGACACAACAUCCGGACUGAGUCCCCCUCUAACACUGAAGCUGAGGUUGAGCAGAUCUUCAGUAAAAGUUCCUCAGAACUGAUCCAGCAAAAUUUCAGUGCGUCAAAGAGUCCCUUAGCACUGUUUACAGCGUCCCCUCCACAACACAACCAUCUCCACCACCACCACCACCACCACCUCCUGCACCACCUGAACCAUCAGCUCCUCAAACCAAGCAAAUGUAAAGGCUCCUGCCCAGCCUCCUACACACGCUUCACCACCAUCCUCAGGCACGAGAGGCAGCAGGCCACAACCCAACAGGGGAGGCCGCCGACUCCGGAGAAGAAGACCACGCUGCCUGGAAACCUCUUCCUCAUGGGCCCUGCUCCCUUCAGGCCACGGAAGAAUCUGCAGUCCCACCAGACUCGGAGAACCGUGUUAGCCACCAAGGUGACGAUGGGCACACAGAGGCCCAGCAGCCUGUCCCCUGAGCUCAGACCUCUGAUUCCUCAGCGCCUGUCCUCCCUGGAGGUCUUGGAGAGGCUGAGUAAUGGAGAAGAUGGCCACACUGACCACCUGAGUAAUGGGCAGGGCUUGGACGCCAAUGGGAACCUACUGCAGCCGCUGGCAGCUCACCGCAGAGACUCGUCCCCAGCUCACGGGGAGAGCCAGGAUGAAGUGUUGCGGAGGCGUCAUGGGGACAAAGAGAAAAUCUUGGAGGAGCAGCGGCGGCUGAAGCGGGAACAGGAAGAGGCUGACACAGCGUCGAGGCGACACACAGGCAUUGUUCCGACGCACCACCAGUUCAUCACCAACGAGCGCUUCGGAGACCUGCUCAACAUCACAGAUAACACAGAGAGAAGGAAAUCAGGCAUAGAGAGAACUCCAGCCAUGGCUCGCUUUGACUUCAGAGCAGAAACUCUAAAGGAAUUACCAUUUCAAAAAGGAGACAUCGUGUACAUCAUUCGACAGGUGGAUCAAAACUGGUAUGAAGGGGAGCAUCAUGGAAGAGUUGGUAUUUUCCCCCGAAGUUACGUUGAGCUCCUUCCCCCCACAGAGAAAGCCCAGCCAAAGAAAAGUGUCCCAGUACAGGUCCUGGAAUAUGGAGAGGCUGUCGCCCGCUUCAACUUCAACGGGGACACGGUGGUGGAAAUGUCCUUCAGAAAGGGUGAGAGGAUCACGCUAAUUCGUAGAGUUGAUGAGAACUGGUAUGAAGGAAAAAUCUCAGGCACCAAUCGCCAAGGCAUCUUCCCCGUCACCUACGUAGAAGUGCACAGAAGACCUCGCAUCAAAAACGGGCUGGAGUAUCCCGACCCUCCUGUCAGCCAGUCGCCGCAGCGCAGCACCAAUGCUUCUCCUCAGUUUUAUCGUAAUCGCCUGACCACCUCCCCCCUACCCCUCCCUCGCUCCCCCCGCCGCUCCGUGUCGCCCGAGGUCCACGCUGUCUCCUCUGAGUGGAUCUCCCUGACUGUGGGAGGAGGGAGCCCUCCUGCCGCCCCCACCCCUCCCCUGCCGCCGCUGCCCACCGUGUCCUACCGCUGCGGCGAGUACCUGCCCCCGCCUUUCUCUGCCAGCCCCGUGCCUCCCAUCACCGGCAGCCCAUACUGCAUCUCCCCCAUGGCCUCCCCAUCUGCCUCCCCUCUACCUCCGCCGUACCCUCCCAGGCCCACCACUCCCUUCCUCACAUUCACCCCACCUCAGGGGGAGGACUUCCUGCUCUCCCCUCCCUCGCCACGUCUGUCACGCAGCGUGAGCCCCUGUGGCGGGCCGGUGCUGGAGGGCUGGCUGAGGGGGGAGAAGGAGUUGACAGAGGGGGAAGGCACAGAGGGGGACAGGGGCCGCGCAGCCCCGGGCAGCAGGCGAAAUAGCCCUGCAGAGUUUGUGAAGAAUGAGGCUGACCUUCAUGGACGGAGCUCCAGAAGCCCUGUGAUGCUGUUUGACAUCCAGGAUAACAACAACGUUAACUCCUUUGCGCAACCCCACUCCCACAGUAGCAGUCCAGAGCCGAGUCGUCUCAACUGUGGAAUUUUCCAGGCUUUGUACAGUUACGUGCCGCAGAACGAUGACGAGCUGGAGCUGCAGGAGGGAGAUCUCGUCAGCGUCAUGGAGAAGUGCGAUGACGGCUGGUUUGUUGGUACCUCAAAGAGGACAAAACAGUUUGGGACUUUCCCUGGGAAUUACGUGAAGGAGGUGAAACUGUAAAGAUAUCUAAUCUGGCUAUAACACGUGGUCGCCUGUCAAGCUUGGGAAGUCAUUACUAUCAUGCACGGCUGCUGGUUAGAAUAGUCAUUUAGCCAGGCGAAUCCAUUUUGUCUGGGGAAAGUGAUCGGUUUGGUUGAGGUAUGUCCAACUGCACGAGGCGAAGACAGAGACAGCUCACUGCCCAAACCUCAGUAGGGUGUACACCAUGAUCACAUUUUACACACUUCUUGACAGAAUACGUCCAUCUCCACAUGUGGAAUCUCUCUGUGAAAACCUACUACAAACUAGCUUUUAUUGUACAGAUAAUAGCUUCCAAUUUGUCCAUGUAAUUUUACAGUGCACAUGUGUUUACGUAGCACCUCAGUCUGGAGGCCGGCAGCAGAGCAGUGUUUAUGGAUCAAAGAGAGGAUCUUAUUACCUGAACUGGACUUUGGAGGAGUCAGAAUGUAAUUUUGUGUGAUGUCGGGUUGGAGCAGUUUAUCACGAGCUACCUUUCAGGACCAGAGGUGUUUAACAUGAUUAGCUAAGUAUGAUGCAAACCAUGCAUCGCGUGACUUAGAAAAAGAAAAAAAAAAAUCACUUCCUGUUGAUGUAACUUCCAGAAGAAAACCUUCAGUGUUUGGAUCAACUUAACAUACAUGUGUAGAGUUUGAUGUGCUGGUUCAUUCUUGUCCAACAGAUCAUUUUCAUCAGUUUAGAUUUAAGAAAAUUAUGUCAGUUCAGUGCCCUCUGGAGUUUAAAUACAUUCAGCGUUAUGUACAAUUUAUUAUUGGCUAUUUUUCAAGAACAUCACAGCAUUCACAAGCUUUAGAUACCGGUUCAGUAUUGUCUUCAUUUUCUAUCCAAAGGUUGUUGUACAACAGUUAUUGCGGUCAUGAUCAUGACUAGAAACACUAAAAUGUUGAAGUGUACUUUUAAUUUCUCUUUUUCUCAGUUACUACAUCAAACACAAAUACAGAAACUGUGGACUGUGUUGCGUGUCUCAUAGAAGUGAAGAGAAACUGUGUAUAUACACAUCCCAUAUUUUCAGAAAAGACUCAUUUGUCCUUUUAUUCCUCCUCUGUUGAAAUAGCAGUAAACUGUGUUUGCUGAUGGCUGAUGCCUGUAAGGUAGCUGCUGGUAGACGCCUGGCUCCAGCUCAGCUACAGGACAGGCGUGGUAGCACUUAACUUCCUGUUGGGUCGAUUAGGGAGAUCCCACCUAACAAAAUAAUAGAUUAAUAAUCAGUGAUGACACAAAAAGCUAUUUAAUGUAUUAAAUGAAAGCUAGCAAGGUGUCUUAGAAAAUAAUCAUACUGAUUUUUAAAAGCAUAUUGAGAUUUUAACCAUGCCCUUACUGACAAGAUUGUAUGUUUUAGCCAUGUAAAUGUGUACAGAAAACUUUAAGAGGCCUUCCAAAUAUGGCUACAUAUUUUCAUAUGUAAUGACAACAACUUGAGUAAUACAGUUAGGGGAAUGAUUCAGAUAACGGUCAGCAUGCACUGUAAAAUCAGUCAGAAGUUGACAAAUCGAGUCAGAGCAUGAAACACUAUUAGCUAACGCUUCUGUAUUUGCAUAUAGCGUAAAGAAAACAGAAGUGAAGGCAGGGUUAAGAGGCUGCUCUUUGAGCUUCAAUAGCUCCCUGAUGGAAGAGAUUGGUUUGAAUUCUGCUAUCGAAGCAUCGGAGCCGUCUUCCUGCGCAGUACAGAGCUCCCACAUCUCCGGCCCCAUCAGAUCCCGUAAAACACACUGUCAGAGUAGGCCCCUCUACAAGCACAGAUGAUAGCUAUUGUUUUUCUCUGCUUGUGUUUCCAUCAAAUGCCUCGCUGUCAUCAACCUCUGCGAUUUGCUGUCUAAUAGCACUUGCAAAUCAUUCUUAGUGCUUGUUAAGACCUGCUUGGAGCAGCGGACGGGUGUAGUUUGCAGGGAACUCGCUGCAAAAGUAUUUUAAAAAUCUGUUUAAUUUCUACCAGGAGGGCUGAUGUAGUCAGUUAUCCGAAGCGCCGAGUAGCUGAAGUCGGAUCUUUUUCCCAGUCCACACAUUUCCAAUCAAAUGGUGCCAGACUGUCAGUGGCCCUACCUUUUAGCAUAGCUCUUUAUGAUUGCCUGAGUACACACAAUCUGAAACUUUAAGUGAAGUAUAGAAAAAUAAAACAUAGCACUCGCUAGAUCUAAAAGUGUUUGUUUACUAUAUCUUUUUUUUCUGCAUUUGAAUGUUCAACAGUUGUGCGCAUGUUGAUCAUCACAGCACAACUGUUUGAACAUGGUGUGAGGCUGUAUGCGGCUCAAAGUCUAAUAAUUGAUGAAGCACAUUCAUUUAACAAAAUUCAGCAGCAGUCAGUGUUUCGUCCUCCCUGACGUUUGCGGUUGAGACAAAAUCAGGUGUUUCUUCCCGUGCAGAUCACCACUAACAAUUCUGCCUCCAUCAACGAGGGAAUAUUGCCCUGCAAGAUAAAACACAUAAUAUAUUACACUGCAUUGUGGGUUUGCUUGUAUAGCACUGAUAUAAUGUUCAGGUAUUUUGUUACACCCUCCACUGCUGGCUAAACCUUUUCUCUCCUGUGUAACUCCAGCCCCUCGUGAAUGUGCUGAUUGGUCGGGAGUCUGUUGACCUUUAGGCUUGUCCACAACAGUUUUUGUUCCCCGACAGAGCAAAAGAAGAGACGGUUCGUUCUGUCUCAAACACACAAGACUGUAUGGUGGACUAAAGCAAUCGCUCAUUUAGUCACAACACAACUCACUAUAGAUUGUUUCUGUGAUAUUGCGCUCCACAAAACAUCGCAGGAUGUAUGAAUGUAUGAAUAUAUGAAUGUGGCGCAGUGUACACAUAAUUUGUAAAAAAAAAAAAAAUUUAAAAAAAAAGUCUGAACUUUCAUCCUGAAUGAACACGCAGACUAUUUGAGCAGCACGGCACAAGAAGGACUGUAAAUAUGUAAAAUAAAAAAAAUAGACUGCCAGCGAUGGGAGCGUCAGAUUGAGCUCUCAGUUACUUGCAGUGGUUUAUUUACCUGAAGGAUUUUUGGCAAAGCACAGAUUGGAGCGUUACUAAGCACAGGAAGUUGGACGCAUAUGAACAUUACUCUGCCAUUUGUGAGGGUUAUAAUGCCUUAUGUUAGAUGCAACAUCGUGCCUCAUUUUCAUUUAAUGGUUUUUCUUUUUUUUUGGAGUAUCACUGAAAUGUAUCCAUGACAUAUUUAAUGUAACCAUGGUUUUCCCAUUUGUCCUAGUCUCUGUGAUGGGAGGACAUUUACUAAGAGCUUGUCAGCUACUCUGCAAGUACCUACAAGUGUGACACAAUGCUUCACCUUAAUGAUUAAUAAUCAUAUGAAUUGACUAGUUUAAUGAGACGCACAACCUGCAACAGGUUUGGUUUGUUUGCUUCAAUUUGCAGUGCUGUUACAUUGACAAUAUUAAAGUAAAGAUACUAUACACUGCUGUGACUUCGGUAUUAUGCAAUAUUUAAUAAACCAUUUAAACCAU
Molecule: messenger RNA, 8143 nt
Organism: Xiphias gladius (swordfish)
Lineage: Eukaryota; Metazoa; Chordata; Actinopteri; Istiophoriformes; Xiphiidae
Product: sorbin and SH3 domain-containing protein 1
Exons: 29
Coding region: 96-4685 (1529 amino acids)
Biological process (GO): cell-substrate adhesion
Cellular component (GO): cell-substrate junction; nucleus; cytoplasm
Molecular function (GO): protein binding
Source: RefSeq, a predicted model, not a curated record